Molecule: messenger RNA, 1417 nt
Organism: Bactrocera dorsalis (oriental fruit fly)
Lineage: Eukaryota; Metazoa; Arthropoda; Insecta; Diptera; Tephritidae
Product: FAM172 family protein homolog CG10038
Exons: 6
Coding region: 244-1140 (298 amino acids)
Biological process (GO): regulatory ncRNA-mediated heterochromatin formation
Cellular component (GO): nucleus
Molecular function (GO): siRNA binding
Source: RefSeq, a predicted model, not a curated record
CAUAAACCAAGGUUGUUGGAAAUUUGACAGCUAGGAAAUGGGGAAUAGGUAAAAAAAAAACUAUUAGGUGGCAACUGCGGCUUAAAUAGAAAAUGUCAAAAUUGGUGAAAAGAUUCUGCAAAGUAGCAUUAUUUUGGCGCUACAUACGAAAGUCAGCACAACCGUUUCGCGGGGGUGAGUGCAAAAGUAUGUCUUCAGCUGAAAAAAGUGGUCUGGCUAUAAAGAAGUUACGUGAAUUCGGCUAUGCUUUCAAUGCAGAUAGAUGGACAAUUGCGGAAAAUUGAUGACAUUACUGGAGAGCCAGGAGAAGAGCCAUUCAAAUUCAGCAUAUCUGAUGAUCACAAAAAAAAUCAGGAGCAUUAUGAACAAUUAGCUGAUCAAAUUCCUGAAAUAGUCUAUGAUUUAUUGGAGCAAAAUGGUUUAAGUCGCACUUACGUUCCGGAGGAUAUACCGCAAGAGCAAGCCACAUUCAUUUUUACUAACCCUCAAAAGCUCGUAGAACCCAAAAAAUUGAUUGUGUUAAUCCACGGUAGUGGUUAUGUUAGAGCGGGACAGUGGGCCAGAAGCCUCAUAAUUAACAAUUCUAUUGACCAUGGUACUCAGAUCCCCUAUAUAAAACGCGCUCAGUCUCUUGGCUAUGAUAUUUUGGUGACAAAUACAAAUGACAAUUUUCGCAACAUUAACGGGGAAAAUCAUCCAAUUCCACGUCUUGGUCAUGCAACAGCACACGCUAGAUAUGUAUGGGAAAAAUAUGUAAUGGGUUGUAACCCUGAGAGCGUAGCCAUUGUAGCUCACAGUUAUGGUGGUGCAAUUGCGAUGGAUUUAGCAAAUCGAUUUACUAAAUUUUUCGAAGAUAAAGUGUUUGCUAUUGCCCUAACAGACUCCGCUCAUUUCCAAAUACCAGUAAAAGCAAAACACGUUGUUUUGGACAUUGCAUGCAAUUGGGUAUCUAGUUCUGCCCCACUCGAUACGGAAAUUUAUACGGGGGAGGGUGAAAUGCAUAGUGUAUCGGCAGGGCAUCCUAAACAUGAAUGGACUUCCUAUUCUGCCUUUGAAUCAGUUUUCAAGUUCUUAGAAGAGAAAUAUGAACGAAGUCAAGAGAUUGGAUCAAUAAGUAAAAAGGCGAAAACGGAGGAUUAAUUAUACAUACGAAAUAUUUGUUCAAUAACACAUUUAACGGAUUCAGAAUUGAGUAUGUGUUAAUUGAUUUCAAAGUUUUAUUUGUCGGCCACGGCUAAGGAUUUUUUGUAUCACUGGAUAAUCACGGGCAAAUCUUUAUAAAUGUUGUGCAUUUUUUGUUUGUAUUUUUUAAUGCAUGGGUAAUGUGUACAUUCCAUUAAAUAUUGCAUUUAACAUUUUGUUCCAUCAGCAUAUUCCAAUCUUAUUAAUAUACAUAUGUCAGUAUUGCGUAUGUCAA